This is a messenger RNA of Frieseomelitta varia, 8633 nucleotides long. It is a transcript of the gene neur, whose product is annotated as protein neuralized. Bases 997 to 2997 code for a protein of 666 amino acids. Gene Ontology annotation, molecular function: ubiquitin protein ligase activity. The transcript has 4 exons. Lineage: Eukaryota; Metazoa; Arthropoda; Insecta; Hymenoptera; Apidae. The record is from RefSeq and is a predicted model, not a curated record.
UUUUUUUUUUUUUUUUUUUGUAUCCUGGGUGGUUCAUAAAAAUUGUGAUCGUUUGCUGGUGCAUGGUUUACAUAUUUCAGUGAUCUGUUACUGAUUUAUUUCCUCAUACGCUUCAAUUGGUUUAUUAAAAAUGUGAUCUUUUGAUAGUUCAGGUUUUUAAAUACUUUGAUUUAUUGAAAUCGCGAUCGAUUCUCACUUUGAUUUUGACUGUAUUUGUUUAAGAAAUUGGCUUCUUGUGCGAUGUUUCUUAGCCAUGGAAACAGAAUAAUUUAUUUUUUUCUCAAUGUUUCUAAUUUGAUUAAAAACUUCUUUAACUCGAAUUACGCUGAAUUAAUGUCUUCUUAGCUGGAAAAUUACUUAGAUCUUUGUUUAUUUAUAUUAAAGUAUAUCGCAUAGCAACGUAAAAACAUGACACACAGUAGAGUCUAAUGAUAUUAAUUGAACUUAAAUUAAGAUAUCUCCCAAUUAAGUUGCAUCAGCGUAAUUAUCAACAUAUAAUUGGUUGCACCAUGAACGAAAUAUAUUGAUAAAACACUAUCUUGUACGUUGCACGCAGAACUUCAGUGAUCGAGCCUUAUCGCCACGCUUUCGAGCUUCGACUUGUUACAUUAUCUUGUCGAAUCGCCACAAUUGAAGUCAAAAGUAUCCAGAGAAAAACUCGAAUUAACUGUCGUGAACUUUGGAAGAAGCGAUAUUACGAGCGCAAUCAAAAGCAUUGCAAUAUCAAGUAUUUUGAAAGAGAAUUUAAUCAAAAGUAUCACGGAAUUGAAAUAAAGAGAGGCAUAACUUCCGCAAACAUGUUCUCUUGUAUUUGCAUUUUCCUUUGAAUCGCCAGCAAAAGAAGGAUAUUUGCGAGCGUGAAGUAGUUAAAAGAAGAAUGUCCAUCGUGCGCGUCUGAAAUUGAAAACUUCUCCAUCGAUCAAAAGCGUCAAAAUCUACGUGUCGCGAUAUAAAAAAAAGAAAGGAAAAGAAAAAAAAAAACUGUAAAUUUACGGGAUGGCGGCGUUUCCACUCGCCGGCUGGGAAUCUCCUGGACACAGCCUGGGAAUAUCCUGUCAGAACUCUCGCAUUCCGGAUCGCCGAGUCGGAGUUAUGAAAUACCGAAGUGGAAACGCUCGAGCUGCCAUGAGAGCACCAAGAUCAUCCAGCGCGGGCACGAACAAUCUGCCACCGUUGAUGUUCCAUCAUGUUCACGGUGAGAAUAUCAGACUCUGCAAUGGCGGAACCAUCGCCAGAAGAUACGAAAGCUUCUGCAGAGGCAUCACGUUCAGCGCUCGACCCGUUCGGGUUGGCGAAAAGGUCUGUGUCAAAUUCCUCGAGAUCUCGGACAACUGGAGCGGCGUGAUCCGGUUCGGUUUCACCAGCAACGACCCGAUCAACCUGCGAAAUGGCCUUCCAAGGUACGCCUGCCCGGACCUCACGAACAAACCCGGCUACUGGGCGAAGGCCAUGGCCGAGAGGUUCGCCGAAAGGGAUACGGUGCUCUUCUAUUACGUCACAUCCGCCGGAGACGUGCACUUCGGCGUGAACGGCGAGGAAAAGGGCGUGUUCUUCAGCGGCGUGGAGACACGGGGCCCUUUGUGGGCAAUCAUCGACGUGUACGGCAACAGCACUGCCAUCGAGUUCGUCGAUCCCAACAGGCAACACUUCAACAACAUCAGGAGAGGCACCGAGCACAGCAACGAAGAUAACGCGCAACACAGCAGGCACUCGGCCAUGGACGACGCGAGCAACGCGAGCAGAGACGUCGAGAGGAUCAUCGUUUCGUCCAUGCAGGGCAUUUCCAUCCAUCACGAGCCCGAUGUCGAGCUACCUGGACUCAGGUUUCAGCCGGCCGGUGUCAUCUUCACGCCGCUACCCUUCCACUCAACCCGAGGCAGGAACAUCCGCUUCAGUAACCAGCAGUGCGUGGCGACGCGGACCGACACGGAAUUCUGUCACGGCUAUGCGUUCACAAACCAGCCGUUGCUACUGGGCGAGCGAUUGGUCGUGCAGAUCCUCGCCACAGAACCCAUGUACGUUGGCGCUCUGGCUCUAGGUCUCACUUCUUGCGACCCAGCUCGACUGACCCCUGAAGACCUGCCUGACGAUAGCGAUCUCUUGCUGGAUCGUCCAGAGUACUGGGUAGUCUCGAAGGAUGUCGCGUCGAGUCCUCAGCCUGGCGACGAGAUAGCCUUCACGGUGACUCACUUCGGUGAGGUUCAAAUGAGCAAGAACGGCGGGCCGCCAAACGUGGUGAUGCACGUGGACCAAAGUCUUCAGUUGUGGGCGUUCUUCGACGUGUACGGUAGCACGCAACGUGUCAGAAUGCUGGCCGAAAGACCCACGUCGCCACCGAGACAACGCCAAAGCAAUCCAUCGCCAGCCACCAUCCUGCAACAGCAGCAGCAGCAGCAACAACAACAGCAACAACAGCAACAUUGCAAUCACAGUAACGCAGCCACCGAACUGUCCAGAUUUUCCGAGAUGGUUCAGUUCAAACCAGCCAUCGGUGGUGGCACCGUGUUGGUUGUGAACCUUCCCCCUCAGACUAGUUACGUUACACCGUCCUCGUCAACGCCACAGCCCACGUACGUCUCUGCUGGACACAGGAAUCAACACGUGCACCUUCCAGCGGUCACCGCUACGUCGUCCACGGCGUCCACGUCGCACCCCGGAUCUUCCAGACAGUCCUCGCCGCCUCUAACAGGCACCAUGGCCAGUACAGGCUCGUCCACGUACGUGGAGCCGGUGAAUUAUCAAAGUCUCGACGGUACACUCACCUCGCAGGCAUCCUCCCACUUGCAGCAAUGGAGCGAGGGCCUGCAACCUACGCCCGGGCAACCGAACGAAUGCUCGGUCUGCUACGAAAGAAGCAUCGACAGCGUGCUGUACAUGUGCGGUCACAUGUGCAUGUGCUACCCUUGCGCGAUCCAGCAAUGGUGCGGCAAAGGUGGCGGACACUGCCCACUCUGCAGAGCGACCAUCAGGGACGUGAUCCGUAUCUAUAGAUCCUGAACGACGGCGCAGCCACUCCGCGGGAGGAACGGUUCCAGGGGCUAAUUGACGCCCGGUCAAGUCGCGCUAGUACGUCUUCUCGGAACAAGCAAACGCCGUAGCUUCGUCACACGAUUCACCAUCUGUGACAGCGUGCGACAUUUUUCAAGUUCUCGUCCGCGAAGAAGCAACGCUCAGAAUGAACGUGUACGGCGAACAUCUUCGGCAACGAAGAGGUUGCAGAAGCCAAGCCCAACUGUUCUACUGCCGAUUCUGAGAUUUGGUCCCGUUUGGUGGGGACCGAAGGUUGAGUUGGUCACGAGGUUCUCAGGAUCUUAGAACUUUAGGAAACGGCGAAGACGCUGUCGGAAAUAAUAUCUCAGAUGUGGAGGGAAGAGAUUAGUCGCGUCUAUUGCCACGAAAAUCAUUAGCAGGACUGCGAGACGAGAACACGUGGAGUAUCUUUGUUCGUCGGCGGUUUUGCUAUCCUCGUAAACGUCAAUGAGAUUCGCUCAGUGUCGCCCAAAACUGUUCUAUUUCGUUUCGCGAGCGAGUGAUGCGAAGAUUCUGUGUACGCGUGUACGCCUUUGAGCUUUUGACAGAGAACAAAACGAAUGAGAGUGAGACGUAUGAGAGAUGAAGAAGCGAAUGAGUGAAGAAACUAGGAAAGAAAGAGAGUAAUAUUGAUCUUAGAUAUUUUCACAAUCGACAUUAUACAUAUAUGUAUAUAUAUAUAUUAUAUAUAUUAUAUACUAUAUAUAUAUACUAUAUAUAUAUAUAUAUAUUAUCGCUACCGUUACUAUCAUUACCACUUACUGCUGCUACUAUUCUCUCAAGCCUUUAGUUAUUAUUUUUAUUUGUACGAUUAGUAAUAUUAUCAUGAUUCUGCAACGACAAUACCGGUCGUAAUGUUAUUCUUGUAUGGAGAAAGUAACCUUGAUGAUGGAUACCAUUAUUUUUUAUCACUCCGGUGUAAUCUCGAAGAGAGGUCACCUGGAUCUUUAGUCGAAAUCGAUCGUGGUGUCGUUCUAUUUUAUUUAAUGAUUUAAAAGAAAAAUAAACAAAAAAAAAAAAAAAAAAAAAAAAAAAAAAAAAAAAAAAGGAAACGCUCGUGUGUUUGGUGAAACAUGCGCCUAGGGCGCGGUUAGAUUUAUGUCGCUUUCACACCCCCAUCUGGGUUCUUAUGUUAGUCGUUCUUUUUUUUGACUCUUUCGUCUCUCGAUUCGCUCGCGCAGAGUCGGAACGAUCGCGAUUUUAUUGUUGUGUGUCCUCGAGCUUGCAAGACGCCGCGAGUGCGUCCCUUCCUCGUUUGUUACUUUCGACAAUAACGUGCUUGGACAUGUAACGUGUAUAACUUUGAAGUUGUUGACGGUUCGAGCGACCAUAAGUAACUGCGUCGUGUGUAUAAAAACGACUGCUACGUAUAAAAAAAACGUCGUACGUAUUACCAAAGAAACAACGCGACACGUAUAUGAUUCCUCCUCCGCUCUGCGUAUGUUUCGACACGGAACUCGCACGCGCGCUCCUCCACGCAGCCAGCCUUAAAUGGACGAAUGAGUUUUUGAUACGUUUUAGAAUUUAGCGUUACCGUUUUCUACCGAAUUCGCGCGCCCCUCCCAUACACGCAAGAAACGUUAUUACACGGAGAAAAACAACGUAAACUCGUCCCUGGCAGUUGCAACAACGCGAAUCCUGGCGACGCGUUUAAUUGGAAUAACUGCGAGGACCGAGGCAUCCAAUUGCAAAUUGUAUUCCUUUGGAGGAUGUAACUUUUCAAUAUCGUAGAAUUCUUUACGGAAGAUUGUUCCACGUGGUGUAUUUGAUAUGAAUUUUAUCAUCUUAUAUCAUUGAUUUACAUACAUUUGCUAGCGUUGUAACAAAAGAUGAUCCAACAACGUUCAAGGAUCAGUUAUAUCAAUAUGCUACAAUAACGAUAAUAUUAAAGAAAGUCCAACCGAUAAUACCGAUUUACGUGACGUUCUAGUCUUUCAGAAAGAUACAGUUGCGAAUUGCGAAACCUCCGGAACCACCGUGAAUCGAGAAAGCGAAAAAAAAGCCUAGAAUCGUUCGUGUCACUCUUGUUCGGCGUAAGAAGCGGUCCAGCGAGACGCUAAACAUAUCUCUAACUGCAGACCUCCGCGUUGCAUUUCCUAACUUCAUUAACGACAAAAGUACAAGCCAAGUUACUAUACACUAGAUUGCGUAGCGUUCUAAGGGGAGAAAAAAAUGUUUAGAGGCUUUUAUCAGUGUUGACGACUAAAAUGGAAUUAUUUGAGGCGCUUGAUAGCCAAGCGGACGUUGGCUUGGCAGCCAUCGAACUUUCGUUCCGACUCUUUAACUCCGAUAAAAAAAAAACGGUACCUUACCUUAUUCUUAACUGACAAUUGCGUUUCGAUCGUCGAUCACGAUCCAACAUCUCUCGGCUAUCGAGUCUCUCUCAUUUGUUAUGGACUAAAAGGGAUUUAUAGAAUCUCGUAGCGUCUCGCUCCGACCACGUUCUGUCCAUGACCUGUCUGGCGAUCGUAGCGAGCGUUUUGCCAAUUGUAAUUUGCCUGGACGAGUAAUAUUACUGCCCCCUCCCCUCUCCACGAAGUUCGCGCCAAUUCGCCUCGACGCGAACGGAGUUUAUCGAGUCGACUGACCGUGGAACGAUAAACGACGAUCUCGUUUCACGGUCUGUCGAGUUCUACUGAGGAGGAUCUCAUCCUCGUCGCGUGAGAUCGCUUUAUUUUCGUACAGCAAGUUGAGACGAUGCCGAGGACUGGCGGCCUCACGCGGAAGACGCCAGAAAAUCCAAGAGAAACGACAAGAAAAAAGAAAAGAAAUGAAACACAAAACGAAGAACGAAGAAGCGAGAAGAAUGAUGUGUCCUAAUGACGAUCCGAGAGACGAGCGUCCUCGUGGCCGUGCCUUAUAGACAGUUUUGCCGACAGUCGGCAUCUCGCGUCGUGCGACUCGCGCUUUGCUCGUUCGAGCGUCCUCCUAUCGAUCGACGGAGAUCGCCCUGGCCAGAAGUUCGUCUCCCGAUCAUUCGUUCCGGGUGGGCCGUUGCUCCGCAACGAUCGGCCCCGUUCAGCCCAACUCGCAGAUUAAAACGUUCGCGAGGGUAAGAAAGAAACGAGCAACGCAAUCGUUUUGCUGUUUAUCACAUUGGUACACUCGUUUGGGACUCGUUUAAUUCUCGAUCGACGUCGUAUCUGUGAUGCGUUUUAAUGGGAGUAGGGAAGAUUGUAGGGAAAUGAGAGGUUGGUCUGAUUUUCUUCCGAGUUUUUUUUUUUUUUCUUUUGUAAUGAAUUUAUUUUUCAUUGGAGGUAUUUGACAUUACGUCAUUGGUAUUUGGAAUUGCACAAAACUGCGAGGUGCGUUAUAUGUUUUGCCUAAACACGUAUCGACAAUAAUCAAAUGCGUUUCAAUGCCAAGGAACAAGCGUUAUAUAUUACAUUGGGUUGCACGCGAAAUGCACGUGAAAAUUCACGUAACGCGUGUUUGUACGCUUGAAAUGUAUCCUUUACGCGAGAAACGUACAGACACGCGACUGCCACGUCACCGAGUCUAGUCUCUACGAAAUUCAACGACCGACGUUUUAUUAUUUUCCCACGCCGCGCAGGUGAAAAUCAACUUUCAAUUUGUCGCUCGUGCCAGCAGCAAACGCAUCACAAAGCGCGAGCAUUCAUUCAGCGUGUUCAAUGCGUUCAAUCGGAAGGAGAUCGAGGUUGCUCGUUCAACGAUUCUCACAACGCGAUACCGAAGAAAUCCGGCGAGAAAAGAAAAAAUAAUUGAAAAAUACUUGAGCGUCUCUUUCCACCGAGAAACAAAUUGCCCGUGGACGCACUUUGUUCGUGCAGUGAAGGAACGCUCGUGAGUAUAUAUAUAUAUAUAUAUUUAAAACGGGAAAGGAAGAAUCGCUGGAGAGAGAAAGAAUAAGAAAGAAAGAAGGAUCGAAGUAGACCGAUUGCGAAAAACGGUGGAAAGAAAAGAAAAGAGAAGAGAGAGACGUCACAUCACAGACGUCAAAUUGGGAUUGCGGUGUUAGAAACGCGCGUUCCGCGAGAGGAAGAAACUCGGAAAGAGAUUAGAGACACAACGAGUGAAAGAGAAAAGAAAAACUGUAUCGUCGGACAAUGGAUGUCGGGCAAUAAAGCAGUAGUGAAAUGUCUAGUCCAGCGAGCGGCAGCUUUAACUUGUCUGCUGAUCCAAAAAAGAAAUGAGAUGAUAAAUGAUGAUGAUAAUUGUAUUGGAAUUAAAGAGAGAGAGAGAGAGAAAGGUGAUCUUUAAACAAAACGAAACAAAACAAAAAGAAAAGAAAUAACGGUUAAGUAUGUACGAGAGUAAGAGUGAGAGAGUGUGGAACGGUCGCGCGAGUGCAUUUGUAUGGUGAGUAUGAGAAGAGAACGAGAGAGUGGAGAGAAAUUUUAUAUAAAAUACAAAGUUUUAAAUGAAAGAAAGUUUGCUGAUUAUUAUCGCGCGUGUCGAGCAGAGAUCAUACGAAGCCACGCGACACACGCAACGAGAAUCUUUUUAUUAGGAUACUCUAUUUACGAUAGGAUCAUAAUAGUCGUAAUCGCGCUCGACUUCGAUGAAAGGUGUCAGAGGCGAAACGUCGUUCAAUAUUCGCUCUUCCUGUUUCGCGUUACUAUGUCGAACGUUUGUAAAAAUGUGGAGAAAAAAUGUAGAAAGAAGAAGGAAGUGAGAAAAGAUGAAGUUCAUCGCCGUUCAACGUGAACCUAACUAACGAACAGAAAUGAUCGAUAGGUAGGCGUUCCUUCGCCGAUGAAAACGAUAUAUCUAGACGAAUAUAUAUUCCUAAGAAUCGAAUGAACAGACGCUGUCGUUAAUGCCACCGGGUCAUUGUCGUCGUGACACUUAUUACCAUUGUAUAUCGGUGUACCGAUCGAUCGAUGUCUUUUACUUUUUGUCAUCGUCGUUGUGGUUCUUCUCACAUUUCCUUCCCCGCCCUCAUCAUCCCUCGCCGUUUUUCUUUUUUUCAUCGUAAGUUCAUCGUUUGGUUUUUUCCUUUAUUUUUUUUUUUUUUUUUAUAUAAUAGACGAACUCGAUUAGCAAGUUGGAAUUUCCUUUUUUCUUGAUUGAUUGUCACGCGCGGGGACGCUGUUCCAGGUCCUCUCUUAUUUUUUAUUACUAUUUUUUUAUUAUUAUUACUAUUAUUGAUAUUAUUAUUAUUAUUAUUAUUAUUAUUAUUAUUAUUAUUAUUAUUAUUAUUAUUAUUAUCGUCAUUAUCAUUAUCUUUAUUAUUAUUAUUAUUAUUAAUAUUAUUAUUGCCUUUUUUCUUGCACCACUCAGCGAGAUAAGCAUAAAAAAAAAAAAAAAAGAAGAAAAAGAAGGAAGAAGAGCAAUUUCGAAGCGUAUAUGAAUGCGAUGGGAAGCGCGAGGGCGCGUAUACGCGUUUUCAUAUCAGGUGUGCUGUCCGUUACGUCGUGGUUUGGGAAGAAAGAGAAUGGUAGAAAAGAAAAAUGAAAAAAGAAAAAAAAAAAAAAGUAAAGAUGUCACCCUUGUCCCGCCCUUCGAGAUUGAAAGAUGAUUCUAUGUGCGAUAAGAGUUCUCUGUAACUAAAGCUAUCGAUUACGAAUUUAUACAUAUGUAAUAUAAUUCGUGUAGCCGCGUGCUGUCCUACACAAUAAAAAGCCUGUAAUAUCUAUGAA